Molecule: messenger RNA, 1092 nt
Organism: Dermacentor silvarum
Lineage: Eukaryota; Metazoa; Arthropoda; Arachnida; Ixodida; Ixodidae
Product: monoglyceride lipase-like
Exons: 5
Coding region: 435-1055 (206 amino acids)
Cellular component (GO): membrane
Molecular function (GO): lipase activity
Source: RefSeq, a predicted model, not a curated record
AAUUUAACGGAAAGCCGCAUUGUGGAUGGCGAAGUUUCCUUUCCUGACAAGACGAUAUUGUGAACAGUCGUUAUUAUAUGUACGCCUCCGAUCCGCCACUCCACCUGUUUAGCGGGGUGGCAUUACAAACUUCAGUGCUUUUGUCUCUGAGGAUUAUGGAUGGGUAUAACAUAUAAUGUGAGACAGCCUAGGACAAAGCUUUCGCUACGCUGUUAGGCUAGGCUGCUAGGUGAACAGUUGAAAACGGUUAGGUUGCCAUGUUGCCAUGACUACGAAUCAGUUUUACGUUGUCCGCCGCAGUCGGCCACGGAAAGAGCGAUGGGCCCCGGGCCACAGUGGCGUCAGCAGACGUGUACGUGGAUGACAUCUUGAGCCACGUGGACAGUGUCCGGGCCAAGUUCCCGGGCAAGCCUGUCUACCUCGUGGGCUACUCAAUGGGUGGCCUCCUUGUCGUCCUGGCUGUCCAGCGCCGACCCAAGGACUUCGAAGGCAUGGUGCUGCUCGCGCCACUCUUCGGGAUUGCGCAGCUCUCGUGGUUCAAGGCUAACCUCGUUCGCCUUCUGGGUCGCCUGCUGCCCAGCGUUCCCGUAGCCAAGACGGCCGUCGAGUUGGCGUGCCGGGACCCCGUCGCCGUCGAGCAGAUGAACAACGACCCCCUUCGCUACCGUGGCAGCGUGUGUGCCGGCUGGGUGGCAGCGAUGAUCACUGCGCUCGAGGCCGCCCACGCUCAGGUCAAUCUCGUGGAGCUGCCAAUGUUUAUUCAGCACGGCUCUGGCGACAAGCUUUGCGACCCCGAUGCCUCGCUUGAUUUCUUCAAGAAUGCACCUAGCAGGGACAAGAGCAUCAAGAUCUACAGCGACGCGUACCACAGCCUGCUGAAGGAACCCGAAGGUGUCGGGCAGCAAGCCCUGAAAGACAUCGUGAACUGGUGCUCCUCGAGGCUUCCCACCAAUGAGACCGAGGAGACCGAGGGGACACCGAAGGUGCAACCGCGCUCGUCCGGUGAACAGCAGAGCGACGGAGGAACUCUCACAGCGAUGCCUUCAACCGCAUGAACGCUGCUUCAGAAGAAAACCGAGUCAUUAAAUGUUA